Molecule: messenger RNA, 463 nt
Organism: Nilaparvata lugens (brown planthopper)
Lineage: Eukaryota; Metazoa; Arthropoda; Insecta; Hemiptera; Delphacidae
Exons: 3
Coding region: 1-351 (116 amino acids)
Source: RefSeq, a predicted model, not a curated record
AUGGUGCAUACAGAUUCCAAGAACAGUAGACAGGUUGUCACCACCAGCGAAUUUAUCGGCCAAGGGAAAAAGGGGGUAAAAAAUUCCCUCCAGAUCCUCAACUGGGGUAUAAAAGGAGUUGUUCUACAAGGAGUGGGACAUUGUGUCUUUGACAGUCGUGCCGUCAGUACGUGUGUGUACCACCAGUACGUGUGUGUGAUUUUAGUAUAUUGGUUUUGGAUCACUUUCAUCUUUAUCAACAUCAAGAAUGAGCAAAGCUGUACGAUGUCAGCAAACAGCAAACUCAGUGGACGAGUUUGUUGUCCUGGAGGAGGCAUUCAAAUCCCGACUCACGACCCUAUACUACAAUAAUGCAUACAAGGAUGAGCCUGCCAAAGAUUUCCACACCUUUCUGAGCAGUCUGAAGGAUAAAAUUGUUCACAUCAUCAGUCAACAACUGCAGACACAUGGAGCAAUGAAGUUC